GGCCCUUUGAGUUUGACGUCGCCUCGCGAACUGGAGCUCGGACUGGAGCUGCCUAGCGACGCUCUCGACCAUCCUCUUGUUCCUCGCUUUGCAUUUUACCACCACCAUUGGUAGCGUAUAUAGACUCAACAGCCUCAGCAAGUGGCAGUGACCUGCCUGAGCUGCUCAAGCUGGCCCAACGCAGACACAAGCGCAUCUGGAGCGCAACCCACCGGUCCCGACAGUCCGGCUAUUAUUAAUGUCGUCUGUAAUUAGCUCAGGAAUGUCCGUGGUGGUUGCGGAGCAAGGCUUGUGGUAUGGGAGGCUCUGUACAACUUCUUCAUCAACUAUCAUACUGUAUGAUCAUCUGAUAACCUUUGGGGACGAAGUUCGUUUAAUCUGGAGAUCGCGAUGGUCCGCAGGGAAAGCCUUGUUCCUCAUAAGCCGAUAUUAUAAUAUAUUUACCGUUAUAUUCAACUCAUGCAUCUUAUACUCCCCGUCUCUUACCGCUCGUCUGUGUUUCGCCUGGCUCCGAUGGCAGGCUGUUUCCGGAAUUUUUGUGUAUGGCUUGACGGAAAUUAUAUUAAUGUUACGAUUAUAUGCAAUGUAUAGUUCAAGCAAACGAAUAUCGGCUGUGCUAGUUUCAGGCUUCUCGGCAGUUCUUCUUGCGGAGAUAGUUGUCUUGGUGUUAUCGACGAAAGCCCAGAUCGGACCAGUAAAUGCCGACCCUUCUCGCAUACUAGACAUGUCAACAUGUAUCCUCACUAACACCUGGCGAUUUUCAUACCUCUAUUGGAUCCCUUUCCUCGUCUUCGAAUUCCUGCUCUUCGUCUUGGCUCUUGCGAAAGGAAUACAAUCUAUACGCGAUCAUGAACUCGAACUCGGUGCAUCUGGUUUUGGACUGGGACUCUGCUGCAAAUCUAAAGGACCCGGACGUGCAGCGAAAGCGCUGGAGAUAUUGAUUAGGGACUCGAUAUUGUAUUUUGUUGUGAUCUUUGCGAUAUAUCUAGCUAACGCGCUCUCAUGGAUAAUCGAAAAUGGCCGAAUCGGCGAGAUUCCCGUCGCCCUCGCAGUCGCCCUCUCAACUGUCAUGGCCCAGCGUCUCCUCCUCAACAUUCGCGAAAACUUCGAGCGAAGACAAGCAGGUAUAGACGCCGACGCGUCCACUGCGGCCGCAUCCGAUACGUUUGCAUUAAGUACUAUGGCGUUUGACGGGUUAUGUGUCGUCUCGGACUCGGGUGCCGGUGCUAUUAACGGUAACGCACAACUUGAACACAAUGCGCAUAGUGGAAGGGUUGGCCAGAUCACGUCAGCGGGGAGUACGUUCAGUGGGUCGACUAUUGUUGCGCCUUCGUCCCCGUUAGAAAAAAGAAAUUUUCAAGAGCACACAAAUGCUGCGCAUUCUGGUAAUGUGGAUCCAGGACCUUCCAAAAGCUGCUCUUGCACAAAGGAUGACCCGGAGCAAUAA
Molecule: messenger RNA, 1447 nt
Organism: Fomitiporia mediterranea MF3/22
Lineage: Eukaryota; Fungi; Basidiomycota; Agaricomycetes; Hymenochaetales; Hymenochaetaceae
Exons: 12
Coding region: 239-1447 (402 amino acids)
Source: RefSeq, a predicted model, not a curated record